Molecule: messenger RNA, 1542 nt
Organism: Suncus etruscus (white-toothed pygmy shrew)
Lineage: Eukaryota; Metazoa; Chordata; Mammalia; Eulipotyphla; Soricidae
Gene: ASMTL
Product: acetylserotonin O-methyltransferase like
Exons: 13
Coding region: 10-1542 (510 amino acids)
Molecular function (GO): O-methyltransferase activity; nucleoside triphosphate diphosphatase activity
Source: RefSeq, a predicted model, not a curated record
GGGUGCAGCAUGGAGCUGUGCCCGGUGCUGGGGAAGCUGUUGCACCAACGGGUGGUGCUGGCCAGCGCCUCCCCACGCCGCCAGGAGAUCCUCAACAACGUGGGCCUGCGGUUCGAGGUGGUGCCCUCCCGCUUCAAGGAGACGCUGGACAAGGCGGCCUUCCCCGAGCCCUACGAGUACGCGACGGCCACCGCCAGGGGCAAGGCCCUGGAGGUCGCGCGGCGCCUGCGCCAGAAAGACCUGCGGGCGCCGGACAUGGUCAUCGGAGCGGACACGAUCGUGGCGGUGGACGGCCUGAUCCUGGAGAAGCCGGUGGACAAACAAGACGCCUACAACAUGCUCUCCAAGCUCAACGGGCAAGAACACAGCGUCUUCACCGGCGUGGCCAUUGUGCGCUGCCGCAAUACAGAUGGCCGCCUGGACACAGACAUCUCGGAGUUCUUCGAGGAGACGCGCGUAAAGUUCUCGCAGCUGUCCGAGGCGUUGCUUUGGGAAUAUAUCAACAGCGGGGAACCCAUGGACAAGGCCGGCGGCUACGGCAUUCAGGCGCUGGGCGGCAUGUUGGUCGAACGUGUCCACGGAGAUUUCCUCAACGUGGUCGGCUUCCCCCUCAACCACUUCUGCAAGCGUCUGGCUCAGCUGUACCUGCCCGGACCCCAGGCCCAGCCGGACCCCGCCGUCCAAGUCCAAGUCCCAGCCGCCUCGAGCCGAGCGUCCACACCCCAAGACCAGGACGCGCUCCCUCCGUUCCCGGCCCGCCUGCUACAACUUAUUGAGGGUUUCAGGACUUCGAAGGUCCUCUUCAGAGCCUGGGAUCUGGGGGUGUUUGACUCUCUGAAGGAAGAGGCCCCGCAGACGGCCGAAGCCCUGGCCACCAGGACGCACGGCUCAGAAUCGGACAUGGAACAACUGUUGGAUGCGUGUGUGGCCCUGGGCUUGCUGGAGAAGAUGGCGGCAGGCUACAGCAACUCGGCGUGUGCCCGGAGACAUCUGUGCUUGGAGAGCGAGGAUUCGUUGAAUCGCUACGUUUGGCUCAACAUGCGUCCAGCUUGGGACCUGGCCACGCGGAUGGAGGCCCGGGACCUUCAGCACCCAUGUGGCGUGGACGCCGAGGAGCGAAUCGGCGUCCUGCGGUCACUUCACAACCUCGGGCGGCUCGUCGCCCGCCACGUGGCCGCGGCCACAGACUUGGGGGCCUUCGGCACGGCCUGCGACCUGGGAGGCAGCACCGGAGCACUGGCCGACGAGCUGGCCCGGAAGUACCCACGGAUGACCGUGACCGUGUUCGACGUCCCUGGGGUCACUCAACACUCGGCUGAGUUCCGGCCCGACGAGCCCUGGAAGGACAGGGUUCGUUUUCAGGCAGGCGACAUCUUCUCGGACCCCCUCCCCGCGGCCGACCUCUACGUCGUGUCUUGCGUCCUUCACCCGUGGGCGGAUGACAAACUGGACGCCCUCUUCGUCCGCGUUGCCGCUACCUGCAAGCCAGCGCUCUCCCCGCCCCCCCCCACGCCCUUCCUGGGCCUGCCACUGCAGCCUUAA